AUGUGUGAGAAUGGCGUAACCAUAUGUGGUGGAUGUAUAAAACAAUUUUGUGAUAAGCAUUAUCAAGAACACAGACAACAGUUAGCUCUUGAAUUAGACCAUAUUAUCUACGAUCAUGAUAUGUUACGACAACAUUUAUUUGCGAUUCCCUCAACAUUAAAUCAAAAUAAACAAGAUAUUCUUCGUACUAUAGAUGAAUGGCAGGAAGAAACAAUUGAAAAAAUUAAACAAGCUGCAAAUAAUGCAAGAGAAAAAGUACAUCAAUUAGUAUAUGAAAAUGAAAAAAUUAAACAAACUUUUCAGUCAAUUACGAAUGAUAUUCGAGUAAAAAGUUUAUCAAACAUUUAUGCUGAACAAGAUUUGGAACGAUGGAAACAGCAAUUAAAGCAGUACAAUAGUCAAAAUUUCACUAAACCAGUACUAUUCAUCAAAACAAUUAAUACAGAUUGGACGACAUUAAUUAAAGUUGAGAAAGACAAAAGUAACCGAUAUGAGCAGUCGAUCAUUGAAAUCAUUCGUUUAAAAGCAAUUAAACCUCGAGUAGUUAUUGAUAUCGCAGAUGGUUCAUGGAGUGCACUUGGUUCGUCGCCAAAAUUCUUUAUUCAUUAUCGACAUAAUUCAAAAACAAGUCUGUGUUUGAUUACUGAACAAGGUAAACAAAUAUCAAUAUCAUGGGACAACGAACAAUGUAGAGAUCUUUGUUGGUCGACACAUUUAAAUCGUUUUCUCAUACUUACACCACAUAGAAUAUAUACAUUGAAUGAACAAACACAUCGAAUUCAACAGCUAUCAUUAACAACAAAAGAUAUAGAAUAUCGAAGUUGUACAUGUUCAGAUCAAACCAUAUUAAUUACUUACUAUGGUCAUGGGAAACAUAUCGAAGAAUAUAUUAUUGAAGAAAAAGGAGAUUGGAAAUUGUUAAAUCAAUGGCCGAUGAAAGUGAAUGAAUUUGCUCGCCAUAUUCGAUUUUCACACAAUAAUAAAAACAUUGUCGGUUUAAUGAUUUCAGAUACACAAAAUAAUUGGCAUUUUGAACUGCGUAGUCGAACAAUGGAACUUCUUCAGAGUAUUCCAUUAGAUAACAGCCCUUAUUAUCGAUUUGUUCUACCAUGUUUUACUAGCGAAUGGUUAAUAACUCAUAAUCAAGCAAAUAUAUUAAGUAUAAUUGAUCAACAUGCCAAAACAAAACAAACGCUUGAAUUUCAUGAGAAGAUACGUAAUACAGCGUUUGUAGAUCAAUACAAUUGUUUACUGAUUUAUACAUGCAACAAUCAACUGCAAAUUUAUGAUCUAUAA
Molecule: messenger RNA, 1296 nt
Organism: Didymodactylos carnosus
Lineage: Eukaryota; Metazoa; Rotifera; Eurotatoria; Philodinida; Philodinidae
Source: the annotation of a GenBank genome assembly